CGUCCGUGUCUUCCCCGUCAGCCAAUCCAAAUCCACCAAACCUAAACUAGACACCCAGCGUGGACUCGCCGGUAACGCCAGAUAUGUUCGUUUGAAACACAGCUCAGAGAGGGAGAGAGAGCGAGAUCGGUCUCUGAAUUUCGGAUUCGGAGAGAGAUAGGGAGAGAGAGAGAGAGAUGGCGAUACUGUAUGCGGUGGUGGCUCGGGGAACUGUGGUGCUGGCGGAGUUCAGCGCGGUGACAGGGAACACGGGGGCGGUGGCUCGGCGGAUCCUGGAGAAGCUGCCAGCGGAGGCCGACUCCAGGCUCUGCUUCUCUCAGGACUCCUACAUCUUCCACAUCCUUCGGUCCGAUGGCCUCGCGUUCCUCUGCAUGGCCAACAACACCUUCGGCAGGAGGAUACCUUUUUCUUAUUUGGAGGAUAUUCACAUGAGGUUUAUGAAAAACUAUGGCAGAGUGGCCAACUAUGCGCCUGCUUAUGCAAUGAAUGAUGAUUUUUCAAGGGUCUUGCAUCAGCAAAUGGAAUUUUUCUCUAGUAAUCCUAGCGCAGAUACUCUAAACCGUGUAAGAGGUGAAGUUGGCGAGAUACGUACUAUCAUGGUGGAAAACAUUGAGAAGAUACUGGAGAGAGGUGACCGAAUUGAACUUCUUGUUGACAAAACUGCAACAAUGCAAGAUGGUGCAUUUCAUUUCAAGAAACAGUCCAAGCGCCUUCGUCGAGCUCUUUGGAUGAAAAAUGCAAAGCUGUUGGCUCUGUUGACAUUCGUGAUUGUUUUGUUGCUGUACAUAAUAAUUGCUGCUUGCUGUGGAGGCAUCACCCUACCUUCCUGCAGAUCUUGAUUUCCAUUCUUGCUGGUAUCAAAGUUCUGCUGAGGUAUGCACCUGAUGGCUUUUCACAUGAUGACUGUCCAUCUUUCUUAGAGAAGCUACGAAGGCUUCACUGUCCAUAUUUUUGAGGGGAAUGUGGAAAUAUGAUAUCUUGAUUUCUGUAAGGUUUCAGAAAUUUAUCUUGUAGCUUCUCUUGCUAUUGUUGUCCUUGGUGUGAGUAACCAAUGUUUAUCCUUGUUCCUGGGAAGCCUGAUGAGUGCUAUUGCAUGUUAUACGUCAUCUUUGUAUUGUGUAAAUCUAUAAUUUAUAGUCAAUUCAUUAUUUAGUACACAGCGGGGAUUAUGUUUUUUUGUAAUAUCAAAACUCGAUCUGCUCUUUCACACAACUAUCAAUCAAAUAACUGGUUCUGCUUU
This is a messenger RNA of Corylus avellana, 1240 nucleotides long. It is a transcript of the gene VAMP714, whose product is annotated as vesicle-associated membrane protein 714. Gene Ontology annotation, cellular component: membrane. The record is from RefSeq and is a predicted model, not a curated record. Gene Ontology annotation, biological process: vesicle-mediated transport. NCBI's taxonomy places the organism in Eukaryota, Viridiplantae, Streptophyta, Magnoliopsida, Fagales, Betulaceae.